Trichosurus vulpecula (common brushtail) is the source of this 1956-nucleotide messenger RNA. Its product is annotated as butyrophilin subfamily 1 member A1-like. Gene Ontology annotation, biological process: T cell receptor signaling pathway; regulation of cytokine production. Gene Ontology annotation, molecular function: signaling receptor binding. Gene Ontology annotation, cellular component: external side of plasma membrane. The record is from RefSeq and is a predicted model, not a curated record. Lineage: Eukaryota; Metazoa; Chordata; Mammalia; Diprotodontia; Phalangeridae. The transcript has 9 exons.
AUGAUUUCUCUCUCCCCUAGGGAAGUGGCGCUUAUUGUGCUUUUCCAGCUCCCCUGGCUCCUCUCAGAUUUUUUCCACCACAGAAAGUGCUGCUGUGACUGUUUUGGCCAACAUGGGACUUCUUCUACCUCCUUGAAAUAUAGAAGUAGAAUUUCUCCUGGAUCGAAAGGGAAGUUCACUGUUUUGGGACCACAACAGCCAAUCACAGCCUUGGUGGGUGGAGAGGCUACAUUCUACUGCCGCCUCUGUCCCCAGAAGGAUGCUGGGGAUAUGGAGGUGAUGUGGUUCCGUGAGAAGCAUUCAGGUCUAGUUCAUCACUCUAAAGAUGAGCAGGAUCAAAUGGAACAGCAACUUCCAGAAUAUAAAGAGAGGACAGAAUUCCUUCGAGAGAAUAUUUCCAGUGGGAAUGUGGCCCUGAGGUUGAGCAACGUCCAUCCAUCUGAUGAGGGGAAGUACUUCUGCCAAUUUAGAAGCUCUAUCUAUUCUAAUGAAGCUGAAUUCCAAGUACUUGUGGCAGGAACAGGCUCAGCCCCUCACAUACGCACCAACUUUGAGGGAACCGACAGACUUCGGCUGACGUGCACAUCUAUCAACUGGUAUCCAAAGCCUCAGGCGCAGUGGAGGAACACUCAUGGGAUCCUCUUGUUACCAGUCUCAAUGAUCAUUAAGCAGCAGGACAAUGGGCUGUUCUCUGUAGAAAUGUCAAUCGUGUUGAAGGCCAGUUUAAAAGAAAGCAUCUCUUGUUUCAUUUGGAACCCCCUCCUUAAGCAAGGGAAGGAAACAAAGGUUUUUUGGGCAGAUACCUUGUUUCCAGAGGCCUCUUCUGAGAUAAUCCCACUGUUUAUCUGUGUAUUUGUUGUGGGAAUCUUCCUAUUCUUCGCCAAUUAUGAUGACAUUCUAAGAAAAGUCAGAGGCACUCUUAAAGAUGAGCUUGGCUGUCCAGGCCAGGCCAGAAGACAACUGGAGGGAGCAGAAUGGAAUGGUGCUUCUCUCCUUCCGUGCACACCGGAGCAGGACAGUCCAGCAGAUAUCCAGAAGGAGCAAGGAGGAAUGGCAUCUGACUCUCUUCUCGGCCAUCGUGAAGAGGCCCCACAAGGAGAACAAAAAGAAGUGGAAAUGAAUCUCUCUCCCUCCCCUGACAUCUUGAAGAGGCCAGAUUUACAAACUGCCCGGAAACACAGAGUGGAUGUCACGUUGGAUGCAGACACAGCUCAUCCUUACCUCCUUCCUCGAAAGGAUGGCAAAAGUGUCUUUUCCUGUUCUCAGAAGUUAAAGAAGCCCAAGUGUGCUAAGCGCUUUGAAACCCUGGUCUGUGUACUGGCCAAGGAGAGAUUCACUUCAGGGCAAUUUUACUGGGAGGUGCAGGUGGAAAAUAAGAUGAAGUGGACUCUGGGACUCUGCAAGGACUCAGUCUGCAGAAAAGGGGGCAACCAGGUCACACCAGAAGCUGGGUUCUGGACUAUCUCUCUGAAGAAAGGGAAUGAGUACUGGGCCCUCUCUAGCCCUCAGACCCAUCUCCAGUUGGUAGUGCCUCCCAAGAUUGUGGGGAUUUUCCUGGACUAUGAAGCUGGAUGCAUCGCCUUCUACAAUGUGACUGAUGGUACCCACAUCUACACCUUCCAGGACACCUUUAAUGAGGCCCUAAGGCCGUGCAUCUGCCCUGGUCCCCUCUCUAUAUGGGAAAACAUCGUCCCUAUCACCAUUCCGUCCCGAAGGCAGGAGAUUCUCAAGACUUCCAAACUUCCUAAAGCCACAUGACAACCUGGAAUUGUUUUGAGUAAGCAGAUAUGGGUUCUUGAGGAGAAUCCAUAUUAUCCACAACCCUCAGUACAGAUGUACUUGCCUUUCAUCUCUAUUGGGGGAUAUCAGAUAUUUAGGAAUGUCCCUUCAGCACAUGUUGAAGAUUCCCCCACAUGUCCUCCUCCAUUCCCAUAUACAUCUUCUUGCUCCAUUUGA